Messenger RNA from Closterium sp. Yama58-4, 627 nucleotides. The record is from the annotation of a GenBank genome assembly. NCBI's taxonomy places the organism in Eukaryota, Viridiplantae, Streptophyta, Zygnematophyceae, Desmidiales, Closteriaceae.
AUGUUCCAUUCUCACGCACCCACUCCCACCCCUUUCGUUAUUCACCCUCUCCCCCCUCUCCCCCCCCCCCACCUUCCCCCCACCUUCCCCCCACUCUCCUCCCCCACCAGCCUGUGCGUGGACCAAUCGACUGACAUCAACAAUUGCGGGACAUGCAGCAACUUCUGCGACGUGUCGCUGGAUUGCUGUGGCGGCAGCUGUGUGAAUCUCAAUAACAGCAACAACCACUGCACCCACUCCCUCUCCCGCUCCAGCCUGUGCGGAGACUGCACGAUCGACAUCAACUGCAAAAGGCUGCCUUAUUUACGUCACAUUCUCCUAGCAACCACUCCCACCCCCUUACCCCUCUCCCACCCCUCUACCACCACCAGCCUGUGUGUGGACCAAUCGACGGACAUCAACAACUGCGGGGCGUGUGGCAACUUCUGCGACGUGUCGCUGGACUGCUGCGGCGGCAGCUGUGUGAAUCUCAAUAACAGCAACGACCACUGCGGCGCCUGCGGUGCGCGCUGCCCUGGGCAAUGCACCCUCGGCAUCUGCGACUACGGCGCUGCUGGUGGUGGUGCUGCUGCUGGUGGUGGUGGUAGCGGUGGUGGCGGCAGUGGUGGUGGGACGGCAAGGAGAUAG